Centropristis striata (black sea bass) is the source of this 1815-nucleotide messenger RNA. RefSeq names its product enolase-phosphatase 1 (gene enoph1). The coding region runs from base 267 to 1052 and encodes 261 amino acids. Lineage: Eukaryota; Metazoa; Chordata; Actinopteri; Perciformes; Serranidae. Gene Ontology annotation, molecular function: acireductone synthase activity; magnesium ion binding. The record is from RefSeq and is a predicted model, not a curated record. The transcript is spliced from 6 exons.
CUGAACUGCCAGCUGUGAACAUGUGUGCUGCUAGCUGCUCCUUCAGUCCAGUCAGUGUUCGCUGCGAGCUGAUGGCCAAGCACCGCUAGCAAGCGGCUAAAAACAACAACCCAGGUGCUACGUCUCCAUUCCUGAGCGCGUGGAUAACCUGUUUACCUGUGCUUCACCUGUCCCGGGUUAGUUAGUUAGAGAACCGCUUUACUUCAACACUGUGCUGCUGCUAAUUAUAAGCUAACAGCUAACCAGCUGCAGACUCUCCUUAAAAAAUGGCCACUGUGUCAAUUCCUGCUUGUACCACUGCACUCUUGCUGGAUAUCGAAGGAACAACAACACCAAUCACAUUUGUAAAGGAUAUCUUAUUUCCGUACAUCAGGGAGCAUCUCGAGGAAUACUUGUCCACUCACUGGGAGGAAGACGAGUGCAAACAAGAUGUCCAUCUCCUAAAGAAACAGAUUGAGGAGGACAUGAGACAGAACCGGUCGUGCCCCGUCCACACCGUGGACCAGACGGUCCACACAGACGAGGAGAAGGCCAUUAAGGAAGUGGUGGAUAAUGUGCUGUGGCAGAUGGCGGCGGACAGGAAGUCGACGGCACUCAAACAGCUCCAGGGUCACAUGUGGAGGGCGGCGUAUUCCUCGGGGAGAAUCAAAGGCGAGGUGUACCAGGAUGUAAUCCCGUCCAUUAAAACGUGGAGAGAACGAGGCCUCAAAGUGUUCAUUUACUCGUCUGGCAGUGUGGAGGCUCAGAAGCUGCUGUUUGGAUACUCAGUGGAAGGAGACGUUCUAGAUUUAUUAGAUGGACACUUUGACACCAAUAUAGGAGCUAAAGUGGACGCCAAAAGUUAUGAGAGGAUUGCAGAGAGGAUCGGUUGUCAACCAGAGGAAAUCACGUUCUUGACCGACGUCACUCGAGAGGCUAAAGCAGCUGAAGAAGCGGGGAUGAAGGUGGUGGUGGUGGUGCGACCCGGGAACAUGGAGCUGACGGAUGACGAGCGUUCCCACUAUAACCUGGUUUCAUCCUUUAGCCAACUUGAACUGACGGGACAGGUUUAACACGGAGCGAGGAGGCAGAAAACUUCUCUGACUUCAUUUCAUAAUGACCUGUUCCUUCUCUUCUUUGCCCUUCUCACCUCCCUCCCUUUUUUUUUUUUUUUUUUUUUGCAACUCUAAUGUUUUUGUUUGUUGACAGUUGAAGUUGUAGGAGGAGAUGCUGCUGGGACUCUCCCAGUCUGCCCAGUCUGCCUUUCACAUCUACGGAGCGUAAUCGCUCUCAUCGGACCAUUUGAUUGACUGUGAAGAGGAAAGAAAAGCUGUAAAUAAAUAAAUAAAAAAAAGAAACACAGCCUGAAGGGAAACUGCACACAACCUGUGAAGUUACUUUACCUUUUUACCUUUUACAUGAAGCGUACACGGUUGUUCUCCAAUCAGAACUUUCCAACUGUUUGUGUCGUAUUUGUCACCGUUUUGUAAACAUUUUUCCAUCCAUGUGCUGUUUUCUCCCUCUACACAUACACACGCGUGUUGCAGAAGUUUUAUCCAGUGAUUGUAAUGUUUUAGAAAGUAGUAGAAGCUACAGUAUAGAUGCACUGAGCAGAGACGCUGCUGACAGGAAGUUCUCAUUUCAGACUUUGUCUUGACUAGUCUCUCUCCCCUCAGCAGGUGAAUGGUGUCUAUUUAAAUGUGCCAUCCUUGUAAUGUUGGUGUUGGAAAGUUACCCUUAAAAAAAAUUGCCAAAUUGAUGAUUUAUUUGUGUGAAACAUAAUUGGUAUUAUUCAGGAAAUGAUCUAAAAACUUCCAAUAAAUGCCUUGUCUCACA